Caenorhabditis angaria is the source of this 2567-nucleotide messenger RNA. The record is from the annotation of a GenBank genome assembly. Lineage: Eukaryota; Metazoa; Nematoda; Chromadorea; Rhabditida; Rhabditidae.
AUGUAUGUUGAUGAUAGCACAACGUUGAAAGUUCCGGAUCGAUUAAUUUGGGAGAAUAUUGAAAUUUUCUUAUUAAUUGCUGCUGUUGCGAUUGCUUUGGUAUUCAAUUCGCUGGUUUUAGUGCAAACUUUGAAUAGUGAACGGUAAGACAAAAUAAUAAAAAUGCUAUAAUUGCUUCAUUUUUGAAGUAUGAAGAUCAAAGAAUGUUUGUUUAAAACACAAAAUGUCUCAACAAAUUUGAAAAUUGCAACAAAUUCCCAUCUCAAUUUUAAUUAAACUUGUUAAUUAGGUUUCGCAAUUUUGACCGGUUCUAACGCCAAAAAUCAACUACAGUAUCUCACAUUAUACAUUCAAAAAUUUCAAGACUUCCUUUUCAAAUUGUUUUUCGAAAUAAGACCGAAAAUGGGAUUGGACUUGCAUUCUAAUUGAACAUUUCUUCUCAAUUUCCCAAUAAAAAUCACAUUUGAUUAUUUCAGAUUUGUGUUCCGAAUUUCUCGAAACAAUUCUGAAAAUUGCAACAAAAUUCAUUUUAUUCCUAAACCCAAUUAAAGUUGUUAAUUCGAAUUUCAGCUCUCAUUUAAAUUUCAACCCAUUAUAACACCAAACAUCAACCUAAAAAUAGAUAAAACUACAGUAUCUUCUUUUUUCAAUUCCAUAGUUGUUUGGAAUAACGUGAUGAAUUCUUCAUAACAGCAUUUUUUUGUUAUUCUGUUAUUCUAGUCGGCAUAUUCCGGGUUCAUGAGAACGAACUUACUUAUUUUCGGGAGGAAAUAAAAUGUACGACUAGGACAAAAACAAGUUGAGGGACCUAGACUCAAUUUUGAAGAUUCUGUUAAAGUUUUUCUUCAGAAUUUGAGUUAGGAAUUUAAAUAUCGUAUCGAAUACAAUUCAAACAAAAAUUGUUUUAGGUCAAAUGUUUCGAGGAAUUAUUUAGUGCCUGGUGGAUUUUCUCGGAGUUAUUUUUCGAUUUUCAAAAUCAAUCUAUGUAUAUCAGAUUUUCUGAUUUUACUAAUAUAUGCUUUGGGUAAAAUUGUAUGGUUGAUAACAUUCGAAUGGUUUUUUGGUGAUUUUGGUUGCAAACUCUACAAAUUUCUCAGUUCAUUCUCAUUCUACGCCAAUUCAAAUAUCAUAAUUGCAAUCACAAUUGAUCGAUUAAAAUGUGUAUAUUCAACACAGCUUCAAAGUACGUUCGGUGGAUAAUUAGAUAAAACUACUACCACACUACGCCUGACAAAAACAAAUUUUUUCUCCCACUUCCGAGUUACUGAAAAUAGAAAGAAGACGAGAAAAAAUAACACAACUUUUGGUGUUAUUCUGCACUUUGAGAAUUGUUUAGCCAGAAAAAAAAACAAUUUCUGAAGGCGAGACGAAAAUUUCAAGAAUGGGAUGUUUUUUGUGAAGACGAGAAAAAAUCUUUUUUGGAGACUAAUUAGGUUUUCUUUUCUUUCUCUACAAAAAGGUCGUCUACAAAAGAAUACAUUUUUUUCCAGAAAAAAGUAUAAAAAAUUUAGGUAUUCACAGUGGUCGACGUGUUCGAAUAAUGUUAUCACUUUGUUGGAUUUUCUCAUUUUUUUGUAGUCUUCCCCAACUUUUUAUAUGGCGAACAAUUCAAACAACACCUCUUGGUUGGACACAGUGUGUUUCGAUGUUUGUUGAAGAAAUUGCAAAUAAUUCGACUAACAAGGAAGAAACUUAUAAACAAGCAGCUUUUUAUGAAAUUGCUCAUCAAAGCACAGCAUUUUGGAUACCAUUUCUAAUCAUUGUAUUUUCAUAUUUCUUGAUUGUUGGCAAAAUGUUGUCAUUUAAUUUUAAAGCAAGAGAUGCUUUAAUGUUACGUAAACGAUCUGAUUAUGAUGAUCCGUAAGUUUUUUUUUUCUUUCCGGAAAACCAGAGAUUAAUUGAAUGUUUUUAUUUGCUCUGCUUUACUCCGUAAUCUGAGAAAUUAGCAGUGCAAUAAAAAUAUUUUCUAGGUCCUGCACAUCUAUUGUUGACUAUACCACUUCCAAUUCUAAAAAUAACAACACAACGUUGAAUCACAAGAUCUCGGAUACAUGGCAAUCAUUUUGGAAUUCGCCCCGAGCAAGUGCACAAUUAGUAACAAGAGGUGGGUUGAAAAAAGGCCAGACCUAAUUAAAAUUUCUUUCAAGUUGUUUUGUGUUGUAAAUGUCUGUUUUUCCACUAAUUUACACCAAAAAAAAAAACAUCAGCAAAGAAAAAUAAUAACCCAACUCGUAGGUGGAUCAGUGAGACUAACAAAACUUCAAGCUCCAACAAUUGUACAUCGUCAUUAUUCGACCUCAUUUUAUUCGAAUUGGAGAAAACAACUCGGAUCGCGUGUUUUUCGAAGUGCAUGUCUCAUCAUUUUGACACAUAUUAUGUUAUGGCUACCGUACAAUUUGAUAAGUGCAACACGCUUUUUUAACGAGGAAUUCUACAGUAUGGUUAUGCAUAAUGGUGGAAAUAUUUUAGAGGAUUUAAUCGUUAUUAAUUCACUUGUUAAUCCCUUAUUAUAUGCGGAGAGGAGACAUAAAAAUAAUCAUAACAAUCGAAGAAGUAUUAUUGCUUGA